Molecule: messenger RNA, 2073 nt
Organism: Filobasidium floriforme
Lineage: Eukaryota; Fungi; Basidiomycota; Tremellomycetes; Filobasidiales; Filobasidiaceae
Product: histone acetyltransferase ESA1
Exons: 4
Coding region: 1-1803 (600 amino acids)
Biological process (GO): regulation of DNA-templated transcription
Molecular function (GO): histone acetyltransferase activity
Source: RefSeq, a predicted model, not a curated record
AUGCCCACGGCGACUCCAUCGACGCCUAAGGCCGGCCGGGCGAGUAGCUCGGUCCCGCCUGAGAGUCCGGGAAAGGCUGGGAAAGUACCGGGUGGUCAGUACAAGAUCGAGGACGUCGAUAUUGGAGUGAAAAUCUUUGUCCGUAAACCAGGAACGAACGGUGACCCCGAAGAACGCUGGUCCGAGAUCCUCUCCACCCGACCCAAACCGCGGUCCAUCUACAACCCCAAGAAACCCACCGACGACCCCUUGGACGAGGUGGAAUAUUAUGUGCAUUACACCGAAUUCAACAAACGUCUCGAUGAAUGGGUAGGCGGGACGAGGUUGGUCUUGGAGAGAGAGCUGGAAUGGCCAAAAACGGCAGGGGAAAAGGAGAAGGAGCGGGAAAAGGAAAAGGAACCUAAAGAGAAGAAGACGCCAGGGUCGGCCAGGAAGGACAAGGACAAGCAGGGCAAUGCGAAUACGGGAAGAGGGGCCAGCCCGGCUAAUGGUAGCUUGCGCAAGGUCGUCGGGAUGAAGAGCGUCCGGGCUCAAGGUGGACCUGCGGGGAGGAAGGGUAAAGAUGCUAGAAAGGCUACAACGGGAGGCAGGACGACAACGGGGCAAAAGAGCGUCUCUGGCAAGUCGUCCAGUAGCGGUGGAGGCGCCGACAAGAUGGACGUCGAUGGGGACGACGAGGAUGAGGACGGAUCGGGGAGUAGCGAUGAUGAUGCCGAAGGCGAGGAUGACGAUGAUCGGGAUGCCGAUGGGGAUGUGGACAUGGACGCUGCCGCUAAUGGUGGAGAUGUCAAGCCCAUCAACAAAAAGUUGACAGACCGAACGACACCCGGUGAAGAUCUCGACGUUGCCGCCCCGUCAAACCCGCUUGCCGCGCAGACGUUGAGCAAGGAUGACGAGAUCCGGCGAUUACGAACGUCCGGAUCGAUGACACAACAACAUUCCGAGGUCUCUAGGGUCAAGAACUUGAAAUCCAUUCAGAUGGGCAAACACCGCGUCGAGUCCUGGUAUUUUUCACCCUACCCGAUCGAAUACGCUCAUAUCGACAUUCUCUACAUCUGCGAGUACUGCCUCUCGUUCUAUCCAUCCCCGCUCAUGCUCAAGCGGCACUUGACGAAAUGUCAACUCCGGCACCCACCGGGUAACGAGAUCUACCGGGACGACAAGGUCAGCUUCUUCGAGAUCGAUGGGAGGAGACAGAGGACGUGGUGUAGGAACCUGUCGCUGUUGUCGAAAUGUUUCCUCGACCACAAGACGCUCUACUACGACGUCGACCCCUUCUUGUUCUACUGCAUGGUGUCUAGGGACGAGAACGGGUGUCACCUCCUGGGAUAUUUCUCCAAGGAGAAGGAAUCCGCCGACGGGUACAACGUGGCCUGUAUCCUCACGUUACCGCAACAUCAGAGGAAAUCGUACGGGAAGUUGCUCAUCGAAUUCUCAUACGAGUUGAGCAAAGUCGAGAAGAAGCAUGGGAGUCCAGAGAAACCGCUCAGUGACUUGGGGCUGCUGAGUUAUCGAGCGUAUUGGGCCGAGGUCAUCGUGGGGAUGUUGUUGGAGACCAAGGAGGAGAUCAGUAUUGAGGAGAUUGCCAACAAGACGUGCAUCACCCCGGCGGAUGUCAUGCAUACAUGUCAAGCUUUGCACAUGAUCAAACAGUAUAAGAACGGAUAUAUAAUCAACUUGACGGACGCCGUCAUCAGCCAGUACGAGGCUACCAAGAAGAAGAAUCGACAUACCCUUCGGUCGGAAAAUCUGAAGUGGAAACCACCCGUCUUCACGAGAUCCCAACUGGCCUUCGGGUUCUAGGGAACUCCGGGACCAGCAGCUAUUCCGCCUUUCGGUUCCUUAUCUUCGAGAUCUCCCGCACCUCACUACACCUCACGAUGAUGACAACUUUGUAUUCAAUUUCGGAGCAUUCUGCGGUAAUCUAUUGUACCUACGCCAACAAGAUAAAUGGCAGUUAUAUCUGUUGUAUCGAUCCCAAUUGUCAGAUGUCUUCGGGUCCGAUCAACGAGAUUGCUGAUUGCUUCCGUCGCGAGGGCAAGUUGAGAGUGACCAGCAGCUUGAUCUUCUCUC